GGGAUGACAACCACACUCUUAUUGACCAGGAGAAGCGAUUAAUGACAAAAGAAACCAACCGAACUCUUCGAUACAGAUUUAGAGGCGGCGAUUCCUCCCGCCGCCCAUUCACGGGCUCUGUUUUGGUAGCAGCGGGCGGCUCCGCGCUCAAGCCAGCGCGAAGGAGCCGCGGGCGUAGCGGAAGUGACGCCGUUGUACCGGGCUCGGUACCGGGCCCGCGCCAUGGAGGCCUGGGUGCGCUUCAGCGCCCAGAGCCAGGGCCGGGAGCGCCUCCUCAGGGCCGCCCAGUACGCCUGUACCUUAGCCGGGGCCGCGCUGAGCCGCGCCGGGGGCAGCUCCGGCAGCCUGAGCCGCCUGCAGCAGCUGGAGGCUCAUCUGAAUGAAUGUGACUUUUCCAUUACCCCGGGCAUUUCUGUGGCUGCUGGGAGCAGCCAGAGCCUUCUGCUUCCGCUGCUUCCCUGUCUCCCACUUUCCGCCCCUGUUCUCCCCAGGUAUUACCUGUUUGCUCUGGUGGUGAACCUCAGCAGGGACGCCUACGAGAUCCGGCUGCUGCUGGAACGCGCCGAGGCCGCCAGGAAACGUGGCAAGAGCCCCCAAAAAAGCCCCCAAAAAAGCCCCCAGCCCCAGGCUGAGGGCAGGAUCCAGCACCUCCGGCUCCAGCUGCAGCUCCAGCUGCAGCUCCUGCUGCAGGUGCUGCGGGAGAACCCUCCAUUGCUGCUGGACCUGCUGAGGAAUGCCUGCGACCUGGUGAUCCCUCUGGAAAAGCUGGGCUUGUGCAGGAGCAGCCCUGGAAUUGUGGGGUUCUGUGGGCUCACCUCCUCCGUGCUCUCCAUCAUCACCAUCCUCCACCCCUGGCUCAAGCUGAAGCCAUAGUUAUCCUGGCUUCAAAAAUUCACAUAUUUGGGAAUUUUGGGGGGUUUGUGGCACCUCUGGAGGUGACUGGCUGGUGCCAUUCCCAUCAUGCCUGACUCCUUGGAGCCACGAGGUUGCAGCGUUGGAUCCCACAUGGACUUCAGCUCCCAAAAUGUGACUUUUCCCGCAAUUUUAGAGGUUCAACGUUCCCCCUUUCUCUCUGGGAAGAGCCUUUCACGUGGAGCCAGCUAAUGGAAUAAUUGGGGCUGGAAAAUGUGGAUUUGGGGCUGGAAAAUGCGGAUUUGGGGCUGGAAAAUGUGAAUCUCUUGGGGUCUCACCCCCUCCCAUCAUCACCGUCCUCCACCCCUGGCUCAAGCUGAAGCUGUAGUUAUCCUGGGGAUGUUUGGGAAUUGUGGGGGUUUACCCCAAAAUCGUGAUUGUGGCACCUCUGGAGGUGACUGGCUGGUGCCAUUCCCAUCAUUUCUGACUCCUUGGAGCCACGAGGUUCCAGUGUUGGAUCCCACAAUGGGAUUUAUGGGAUUUUGGGACUUCAGCUCUCAAAAUGUGGUUUUUUCCCCAUUGACUUUUCCAGCAAUUUUAGAGGUUCAACGUUCCCCCUUUCUCUCUGGGAAGAGCCUUUCACGUGGAGCCAGCUAAUGGAAUAAUUUGGGCUGGAAAAUGUGGAUUUGGGGCUGGAAAAUGUGGAUUUGGGGCUGGAAAAUGCGGAUUUGGUGCAGGAAUAUCCUCUUGAAAGUUUUUUGGGAACUCCAUCAAUUUUGGGAAUGAUUAAAUUCCAGAGGCAGAUUGUCCUUGCAUCUGUCCCUGGGAGAGCAGGAACAGUUUUGAAAGGUUUUUUAGGAGCUGGGAAUCGUGAAAUUCCAGAGGCAGAUUGUCCCUGCGAGAGCAGGAAUAUCCUCUUGAAGGUUUUUUGGGAACUCCAAAAUUUUUUUGGAAUGAUUAAAUUCCAGAGGCAGAUUGCCCUUGGAUCUGUCCCUGGGAAGAGCAGGAAUAUCCUCUGGAAGGAUUUUUUUGGGAGCUCCAGACUGAAACAUUGCCCACUCCUGGGCUGUGCCAAAGGUUUUUUUCCCUGGGCAAAGCAGGCACUGAAGGCUUUGGAGCAGUGUGGAAUUCCCAGUGGGAAUUGGGAUGGGUGGUGCACUCCAGGGGAUCCCACAGUGUCAUUAAUGAAGAAUUUAAUUAUUAAAGUGCAGCGGCCUCCUG
Messenger RNA from Lonchura striata (white-rumped munia), 2073 nucleotides. Lineage: Eukaryota; Metazoa; Chordata; Aves; Passeriformes; Estrildidae. The record is from RefSeq and is a predicted model, not a curated record.